This is a messenger RNA of Hibiscus syriacus, 1092 nucleotides long. Its product is annotated as receptor-like protein 9b. Lineage: Eukaryota; Viridiplantae; Streptophyta; Magnoliopsida; Malvales; Malvaceae. The coding region runs from base 1 to 1092 and encodes 363 amino acids. The transcript has 3 exons. Gene Ontology annotation, molecular function: protein binding. The record is from RefSeq and is a predicted model, not a curated record.
AUGCGAAAUUUGCAAGUUCUGGACUUGUCUUAUAAUAAUUUCUCUGGAGAAAUUCCCGAAGAACUGAUCGCUGGCUGCGAUUUGAGUCAAUUAGGAGUGCUGCAGUUGAAGGACAAUUACUUCAGUGGGAAUAUGUCGAAUGUGAGACCAGAAGGAAGGGUACUAGGAAGUCUUUAUUUGUUAGACAUUGGUUACAACUUCAUGACGGGGAACAUCGGUAGCUGGAUCGAUGCUUUUCUCAAUACUACACAACUUUUGGUGUUGAACUUCAAAGAUAACGACCUCUCCGGGACCGUUCCCGAUAUGAUCGGCUCGCUGAGUAGCUUGAGAGUUCUGCUGUUGAGCCAGAAUCGCCUGACCGGUUUGAUUCCGGAGGAAUUGUGUCGAUUGAAACAAAUAAGCAUGAUGGAUCUUUCCAUCAACUCCUUCUUCGGGUCAAUUCCCUCCUGUUUCCAGGAUAUCGGCUUUGGAAAGAUCGAGCCUCGGUAUUUCGACAUUUCACAUGAAAAAGUUUCUAAUGAAUGGGAUUGCACCACAUAUUUCAGAUAUGAAACUUUAAAGAAGGGAUACAAGCUCCAUAGCACUGCUGAACAAUCUGUCACACAUGUGGAAGUUGAUUUCUUGACGAAACAUAGAUCAAGCACCUACAAAGGUAGUAUUCUAAAUUUCAUAUCGGGUUUAGAUCUGCCAUGUAACAAUCUCUCUGGUCGGAUCCUGAACGCUAUCGGAAAUCUAUCCUGGAUCCACGCACUGAACUUGUCCUACAACAUGUUCGCCGGACCGAUCCCGAAAUCUUUCUCCAAUCUCACCCAAAUCAAAAGCUUAGACCUCUCCCACAAUGCUUUGAGCGGAGAAAUCCCUUCGUCUCUGAUCAAUCUAUACUUCCUCGAAGUGUUCAGUGUGGCCUACAACAACUUGUCGGGUAAAAUCUCGGAUACGAAAGCUCAAUUAGGGACUUUCGAUCGCAGCUGUUACGAAGGGAUUCGAUUUCUCUGUGGACAGCCAUUGAACCAAAACUACAGCACCGAAUCACCACAUCCUCUGAUGAAAUCUGUGGAUCAAAGGAGAAAUGGUAUGGCAUUGAUGCUAUAG